Rhinolophus ferrumequinum (greater horseshoe bat) is the source of this 4523-nucleotide messenger RNA. Its product is annotated as L-threonine 3-dehydrogenase, mitochondrial. The transcript has 9 exons. Bases 175 to 1299 code for a protein of 374 amino acids. Gene Ontology annotation, molecular function: L-threonine 3-dehydrogenase activity. Gene Ontology annotation, biological process: L-threonine catabolic process. NCBI's taxonomy places the organism in Eukaryota, Metazoa, Chordata, Mammalia, Chiroptera, Rhinolophidae. The record is from RefSeq and is a predicted model, not a curated record.
GCGCCGCGGGGCGGGUUUGGGCGCGGAGAGGAUAAAGGCGCCGCGCUGCUGAGCCUGGGUAGGGAUUCUGCUCGCGGUGCUUCGACAUUGGGCCACGUGCUGCUCCAGCUCCAGCUCCAGCGCCGCAGCGCAGCAUCUCUGGGUGGCUGCGUCGGAAGGGUACUUGAAGAGAAAAUGCCAGUGGUCAUUAGGACGCUGCGGCAAACUGUAUGCCAGGUGCUGCAGAGCACAGCCUGCCGCUGUCGGAAGGCUGCCCUGCCCGGCCUGUUCCCGGGCCCCUCCCCUUGGCAGCUUCCAGCCGAUGCCAACUUCCACUCUGCCUCUUUCUCUGAAACAGACCAGCCACGUGUCUUAAUUACAGGGGGUCUUGGCCAGCUGGGAGUGGGGCUUGCUAACUUUCUGAGGAAACGAUUUGGGAAGGAUAAUGUGAUUUUGUCUGACAUAAGGAAACCGUCUGAUCACAUCUUCCGCAGUGGUCCAUUUAUUUAUUCCGACAUUCUGGAUUACAAGAAUCUUAGAGAGACAGUGGUAAACCAUCGCAUUACCUGGUUGCUUCAUUAUAGCGCUUUGCUCAGUGCAGUUGGAGAAGCAAAUGUAUCCUUGGCAAGAGCUGUCAAUAUCACAGGAUUGCAUAAUAUUCUGGAUGUUGCCACAGAACACAAUUUGCGAUUGUUUGUGCCCAGCACGAUUGGAGCUUUUGGACCCACUUCUCCCCGGGACCCAACCCCUGAUCUCUGCACCCAGAGACCAAGGACAAUCUACGGGGUGUCCAAGGUCCACGCGGAGCUCAUGGGAGAAUAUUAUCAUUACCGGUAUGGGCUAGAUUUCCGAUGCUUGAGAUAUCCCGGCAUCAUUUCAGCUGACUCCCAACCUGGAGGAGGAACAACUGACUACGCAGUCCAGAUUUUCCACGAUGCUGUGAAAAAUGGCAAGUUCGAGUGCAACCUGAAAGCCAACACGAGGCUCCCAAUGAUGUACAUUGAUGACUGCAUUAGGGCCACCCUGGAAGUGAUGGAAGCCCCGGCAGAGUCCCUCUCCAUGAGGACCUACAACGUCAACGCCAUGAGCUUCUCCCCCGAGGAACUGGCCCAGGAGGUCCUGAAGCACGUACCAGAAUUCCAGAUCACCUACAACGUGGAUUCUGUUCGACAGGCGAUAGCCGACAGUUGGCCAAUGAACUUUGAUGACAGCAAUGCUCGGAAGGACUGGAGAUGGAAACAUGAUUUUGAUCUUCCAGAGUUGGUGACGACCAUGUUGAACUUCCAUGGUUUCGAUACCAGAGUUGCUCAAGCUAACUGAAGGAAUCAAAAGAAAGAGCUUGUGCAUCCUGGACCUCUGUCGAGGGAAAACAGUAGUGACCUUAAGGUUAAAGACCCCUAAGAACCUAGAUUAUUGGAGUCAAAGGCCUCAUAGGACUAAAUUUUGGCAGCUCACACUGAACUGUCAGAGAAUCGAGUUGGCUUUGGCAUCUUCACAAUGCUGUCGGUUAGGUGGUAGGACUUGUAAAGCUUUGCUGUUUGCCUAAACUUAUCCAAACACACAUAUCACAGAAUGAAGACUGAAGUCGUAACAGUUUCUAUUUCCCUAAUUAAAAUGAAGUGACCAUUUCUGGGAAGGUGAAAAGUAUGUGACGGUUGUGUUUAAUUAAAUUUCAUUUAAAUAUCACUCCUAAGACUCUAUUAUUCUCUUGAUUAGAGACUACAGAUUACAUUUUAGAGACUAUCAAAGAUGCUCUCCUAAUUUAAAAGUAUUCUUUCCUAUCCCAUCAAAACAUAAAAUGUGUUUGAUAUCUUUAUUAAUCCCAUGUUCACAAUGCUGAAGAGAUUUUUAACACUUUUUCAAAAAUGAUCAUUUCUCAUUUAUUUUUCUGUAAGAAAAUAUGUCUGUAGGAAAUUAAGAAUAUAAAAGAUGAGGUAAUGAGUAAAGGACAUGUCACCUCUUCUUUUGCUUGCCUUCCCAUUAGUGAGCUAUGGGAAUUAGCAGGAAUAUAAUUCCCUUUCCUGACAAUGUCAGUCUCAGAGGAGCUUGUCUAAGUAUGCAGGUUUCUGGGCUCCACCCCUUCACAUUGUCUCAAUAAAUGGGGACGGCAUCUCGAAGUGCCACUAGUCCUAUUGCAGCUCUGGCCCACUUGUGGAGACCAGUUCCAAACACUAUUUUCUAAAGAGAGCUUUCUUGUUACAGGCUUUUUUAUAUACUCUUAGACUGAGACUUCAGAGGAGCUACUCUAAACCCUCAGAAGCCAGUACUGUAUAAAUAUAUACAGAUUUCCUGUUUUUCCAGCCACCUCAGGACGUGCUACAUGUGGAAUCACUAGAAGGUGAAACUGCACAGAUGAAUCAUAGGUAUAUUGGUAAACAGCUGUCAAGGAUUAAAAGGCAUUUAUUAUAUGUGCUUAAUGACAAUGUUAUGUGUUUGGAAUUUUUAACAGCUAGGCAGAAACGUAAUUUUCCUGGAGGCAUAACUGGAUUUAUAUUUAACAUAUAACUGGAGAACUUCUAGAUAAUUGAAUUAUUUAAUAAUAGUUAUGUUGAUAUAAUUCUUCCCCUUACUUAGCAUAAUUAACCUUACAUUUCUAUAUUUUAUUUUCUAAAACCGAACAGAUAGUAAUGAGCUUUUCUGUUUUACAGCUUUUUUGAGAUAUAUUUCGUAUACUGUAAAAUUCAGUAUAUGGUAAUUAGCUGUAUAUAGUAAUUAGAUUUUUCAGUAUAUUCACAAAGUUGUGCAGCCAUCACUAUAAUCUAAUUUUAGGCCAUGUCAGCAUCCCACAAAGAACCACAUACUAGCUCUCCUCACCCUAGGCAACCAACAGUUUACUUUCUGGGUCUACGGAUUUGCCUAUUCUGGACAUUUCACAUCAGUGGAAUCAUACAAUAUAUAGUCUUUUGUGAAUGGCUUCUUUAACUUAGCAUAAUGUUUUCAAGGUUCACGUUAUAGCGUGUAUCAGUAUUUCAUUUACUUUUACUGCACUUGAUUUCAUCACUACAUAGUAUUCCAUUGUGUGUACAUACCACCUUUUGUUUUGUCUGUUCAUCAGUUGAGGAAUGUUUAGGUUGGUUAAUUGCACUUUUUAGUUAUAAAUAAUAUUGUUAUGAAUAUUUGUAGAUAAUUGAAUUUUGAAGCUCAUUUAUUUCUUACUGUUUACAGUUUGAAAAACAGUUCUUAAGCUCUUGUAAUUAAUUCUUAGUUAUCUUAAAGGAACAGAAAUUAAUUUUUUCCUUCCAUGAGAAGGGAAGAAGGAACUGACUUGACUGACCCUUUUCUUUAGACCCUGCUCUUCCCGCGUUUCCUCCACGUUCCUUGGGUGACCUUGUAAUUGGGGCCCUUUGGAAGGAUUUGUUCCAGAAUGGCUAUAGAGUUUAUAAAUCUAUAAAGGCCUCUUCAGGAGAACCUCAAAGAAGCGUGUAAGAACAAGGAAUGCUUUGAAUUAUAUGGAUGAUUCUUCUGACAUCUUUGCAUUCUAAUUAAGACUGAACUGAGAGCUGCCCUUUCUAUCUAAACACUUUCUAUCUGGUGCACACCUUGAAGUCCCAGGCGAUGACUCAAUCUUUUACUAUAAGAAGCUUUCCUUUCUGUUGGGAAAAGGGGUUUUUAUGGUUAAUUUAGAAAUGAUCUGAAGAAGGGGAAAGUGUGAGUUUAACCACACUUUUUUUAAUUUUAAAUUAGAAAAGGAAGAAUACAAAUGUUGACUUUGCUCUGAUGUCUUUCACUUCGAAGAUUUCCACAGACAAACGAUAUGGUUAUUAGUUCUGCUAAUGUGUUUUCUGUGUAGCAUUGCCGUGAUAUGACUUUGUGUCAUUCCACAAACAGCACAGCCUAAUGACUGCCAGCAAUUAUACUGUUUAAAAUCAAGAAAUAGGCCCUAGGCAACAAAUAUUAUUGCACUACUUCAGACACUUACUGUAGAAGGGGGUGGAUGCUAAUAGUAUUUUUUAACACGCUUAGGCCAGAUUGACAACUUGUUAUUGUGUUUUAUGGUAAGGGCAUAAGUGUUUUUUUAAAUAAAAAUUUUUUAAUUUGUUCAUUUAAAAAUGUGCUUAUUAAGAAUUUAAACAACUAAAAGUAAUAUAAUGAAAAAAGUUGUCUUCUCUAAAUGCAAUCAAUAACUGAUUCAACAGUAUAGUGUAUAUUUGUAUUUCCCAGUGCUUAUACAACAUAGUAACAGAUAGAGAAACUUUUUUUUCCAUAACUACAAAAGUAGUGCUAAGACAAAAUCAACAAGUUUUGGAAAAGAAUAAUUUGCAAUCCUUGCCAGCUAACAGACUAGCUGUUGUUUCAUAUUCCUAUCCAUUCUUCUCAGAUAUCUUACAAGUAAAUUAAAUAUUUACCAUUUAAAAUAUUUAAUAGUUACCAUUUAAAAAUAGCCGCAUAAUACCCAUUGAAUGGGCGAUCAUAAUUGUGUAAUCAAUCCACUAUUUAAUUGCUUUAUUUAGAAACCCAGAAAUACAAUUACUAGGUCAAGGGGUAUAAACACUUCACUUGCCUCUUAAUUUUACAUACUCAAAUUUCUAUUAAGAAAGAGUUGA